Molecule: messenger RNA, 621 nt
Organism: Striga hermonthica
Lineage: Eukaryota; Viridiplantae; Streptophyta; Magnoliopsida; Lamiales; Orobanchaceae
Source: the annotation of a GenBank genome assembly
AUGUCUAGUGCUUUUCUCGUUUGCUGCUUGAUAAUCACGGGGGCCCAUUUGAUAUUAGCCGAUAACGAAGAGAAACGUGGAUCGGCCCAAGCACCUACAAUUAGGAAACUUGGAAAACACGAUUCAGGCCCAAGCCCGAGCCCGAGUACUCAUGAAGGUGUGAAGAACGAGGAAAGUGCGGUGGCCGAGCAAGAAGAGGAGUUGGAAAAACACCACGGCCACCACCACCACCACCACCGGGCAGAUAAAUCGAUUGCCGGUGGUGGGGUGAUUAUUGGAGGUUUAGUCACCAUCUUUCUAGCGGCGAUUUUCUGUUAUCUCCGAGCGACCAGAAGGAGAACUGUUGUUGAACCGACCGGUUCACCUACCAAUACACCUCGUAGGGAAAAGGAAAGUGUUGAAUGUGGGCAUAGUCGAGGAAUCCAAAAUUUGCUGCCGUUGUCCCUCCUCUGCCUGAGGCCUGCCGCAGCACUACUUGAGUCGGGUUCCAACGAGUCGGGAUUGGGCCUCUUCUUUUACGCCUCUUCUGAGGCCUUGCGGGAAUGUGUUUGGGUUGGCGCUUGCCGCUCGCCAUUGUCCCAGCUAAGGUUGGGUCACCGGUUGUCAGCUCUAGGCCCAUAG